GAAUGGUAUAAAUAUUUCCCGCACUGUCAGACCGUGGACAUUUGGCUCAGCUGCGUGAACAAUACUCCAAACAACGAACCUUCGAACUGAGACACUGAACCUGUAACUCUCAGCCGCCUUAGUCCUGCUCGCCUCGCCACUGCCGCGUGGUUACGUCAAGACAGCGGGCGGCCGCGUACUAGUUUCCUUAGUACUUGUGCGUACGUGUCAAUACCGUGUGCUGUAAACUGCUGAACGAACUGAGAUACUCAUUCAGUUUUGGUCGCCUCUCCAUUAUCUCGUGGUGACGUAAAGGUGACGGCCCGUGUGUUAGUUUUCCCGGUAAUUGUGCCUCCGUAACAUUACUGUGUGCAGUGGUCGUGAGAACUGCGAGGCGGCGGUGCAGACUGUGCCGUGGAGAGCCGCGGGGUGUUGGAAUCGCCUCUCAGUCACCUUGAAGGCGUCAUAUUCCCUCCCUGCUCUUCCCCGUGUCUUCCUGUCGAUGUUGGCCAGACAUUUGUGGGCAAACUGCUGGCAAAGACUGCUGAGGGACACUUUGAGGUUAUCCAGAGGCUGUGUGUACCAGAUGAGGCCGUGUCAAUGCUCACCUUUGAGAACGUCAUAUUUGAGGCGCCAGACGUGAGACAGCAACUCAUAGCCAAGGUUGCUGUCGUCUCCGCUAGCUGGACUGGUGGUGUAUCCCUCACAUCUGGUCAUCAAGGAGUACCCCAUGGUCAAGUCCUUGCACACCGAUCUGUUCUGAUGGAAGCAGUUGGAGGGUGUGGAGGAUGUGCACAAGGAUGGCCAAGGAAAUCCUUCUCAAAUACCCAGAGAUCCUCCAUGCCGCCCACCCCUUCUUCCUCUCCCUCAAGUUUGUGGGUGCUGGUGGCUCUCUCCUGGAUGGAGCAGUUUUUGUGGAUCUAUUUACCCAAGAACAACUUGUCAACAAUUCCUGUAGAUGUCGUCAUCAGUGAGGUCAGUGUUAGAUACCAACUUGCUGCUCAGGUGUCUGUUGUACCUGCUGGCUGGCAUCUCCACUUUGUCUCUCCUGGUAACCAAGUCUGUAUGUGCUUGGUGGUGUAUCCUGAAAAUUUGAAGAUCCAGGAGAACUCUGUCACCAAGAACCUGCAAAUGAAUGUCAUUGGGUGGCUGAUGGCAGCUCCUCAAGUGAACCCAGAGAUCACUGGGCUAAUAAAGUACAGUAUGAUGGGUGCCUUGGAGAAGCUGUGCCUUGAGUUGAAGGCUGCAGUCACCUUCAGAAAAGAGCAAAGCUGCAACAAGUCAUCCAAGUACUUUGUCAAGAAGGUUUAUGUUGAAGGCAACCUCCUGCACUGCUCUCAGGAGAACAGUGGGACUCAUGGAUGCCUCCAAGACCCACAGAGGAUUGGAAGGCAUAAAUUCAAUCUUGGAUAACUAUUGACAUUUAAAACUGAAGUGAUAGAAAGAAGGAAGAGGAGAAGACAGAUGAUAAUAAGGAGGGAAGAAAGAGAAGGAGAGAGAAGACAACAAAGAAGGAAGAGGACAUGAGAGAAGAAUGAGGAUAAUAGAAGAGGAAGAAAUAAAAGAAGAAAUGAGAGAAAGAUAGAUAAAAGAAAAUUAAAUUCUCCCCCCUGCCCCCCUUUCUCUCUCUCUCUCUCUCUCUCUCUCUCUCUCUCUCUCUCUCUCUCUCUCUCUCUCUCUCUCUCUCUCUCUCUCUCCAUGCCUAGGAGAGGAACCUGAUCAGUCCCUGUGAGAAAUUUUGCAACAUUUUCUGUUUAAGCAAGAGUUCAUGAAUAUUUCCCAAAAAGUGCAGGUGACCCCUGACCUGACAUACCAGCAUGCACAUCACUGUUGUGUUGCCAGGUUUUGCUGGACGCAUCAUUCCUGAUUCCUGUCAGUUCAUUUUGGCCUAAAACCAUCCUUUGCUUCCUGUAUACAUUUGUGAAAUUGUUGCAAAGGAGGGAGAGUUUUUGUUGCAACAUGAAUUCCAAAUCAGAUUCAGUACUUUUAUGAAAUCUUUCAAGAUGACAAAACCCUGUUAUUAAACUCCAUCACCAGAAACACACCACACACACACACACACACACACACACACACACCAGUUGCAAUGCUUACUUCAGUGCACACUCUUCACUCCUUCAGAGGUGAGUGAAUGAGUGAGCAGUGAAUAAAUCUGUUAACAAGAACACUAUUUUGGUGCAAAGAAUCAGAUGCUGCCAGUAUUUUUGCUGCCAUUCGCCACUCCACAUCUAGCAGAAGGUUUGUGGUCUGCCUUAUCCAUGCAGUCUUCCUGGCGCUUACAAAUCAGGGUCACUAACUGAAGAGAGCAUCAGAGUACUUGGAAGGAAACCACUGGGAAGACCUUGAGAUGGUGUGUGGAGGAAGGCAUGAUAACACUUAACAAUAAGGAAGAAAUUGUCUACAGCUGCAAGUGGGAGAUACUCAUGGUCUGUCCAACCCCAGAAGGGAAACUAUGGACAAAUAACGAUGUAAUGAAAGGCACACCUGAAUGGACUGCUGGCCAGCUGAUCUCUUGAAUGCUCCUCUUCCUCCUCUUGGGCCUCACUCCCUGCACGGUGGCACUGACAUUGUGUGUCUCCCAGUCGGUCUGUGGAAUCUGAAGGAGAAACAGUGUAAUAAGAGUAGUGAGGAAACUGACAAUGCUUAGAAGAAGAGGCAGUUUCAUUACACAAUGGCCUGGGACUUGAUAGUGUGCAGCAUGAGUCCUCUAACACAGAGAAAAGAAAGAAUUGCAUUCCACAAUUCAAUGGGACACACUCACAUCAAAGAGCCUUCCAUCACACACACACACACACACACACACACACACAUAAGGAGUCCCAUUCCAUACUUCACUGCACUACAGGACACACAUCAAGGUGGUGAAGGUCUCCUCUCUCUCUCUCUCACACACACACACACACACACACACAUCAGUAGGAGGAGGCAGUAGACACCUGCCGAAACGAUAAUUACUCCCAGUGAGGUCUAAAGCACUGUUCAGGGGGUGCUGUGAACUUAUCAUUAAACCCAGCUGUGACCUCACUGAACGUUUCCCUUUGUGUCUCACAACACAAGGGGGUAGUCACAGCCUGCCCUCUAAAGACAACUCUCUUCCUCCACACAAAACUACAAGCACCUAAUAACACACACACCCUUCACUCCAAAAAUUUUAAAAUCAUGGCGACUCCUACACCAGCCUCGGAGUCCCCAUCUGGGGAGGGGACCAUAAAUGUCCCCAGGUCGGACUGCCUUUCCGUCGACGACCCUAAGUGUCUUGACACCCCCCUCAACUUUUUCUUCAUUAACUUCUGCAACAUUCGCGGUCUAAGAUCUAAUUUUCAAUCUGUAGAACACCAC
Molecule: messenger RNA, 3318 nt
Organism: Scylla paramamosain (green mud crab)
Lineage: Eukaryota; Metazoa; Arthropoda; Malacostraca; Decapoda; Portunidae
Exons: 9
Coding region: 580-1392 (270 amino acids)
Source: RefSeq, a predicted model, not a curated record